UUUACAAUUCCACCUAAUUUGAUAGAAUUGUGAAUUCCUUCGUUCUCUCUCCAUGGCACGUUGGUUUCAGAUCUCGUUCACUCUCUCUUCCGAUCUCGUGCACUCUCUCAUGGCGAUUCUUCUCUAGCUUCAGAUCUCGUGCACUCUCUCUUCCCCGAAGCUUCUCAACAAUCGCUCUUCUGAUUAGGGCUUCCAAACUUGCUCUUCUCACUCUGGGCUUUCGAACUCGUUCUUCUCACUCUGGGCUUCCGAAAUCGCUCUUCUCACUCAGUAUUCUUUUCAGAACCUUUAUUUUUCAAGAAAUGGACAUUAGUAUAGCCAACACUUCAAUAAAGCGUAAAAGAAAUGAAGAAGAAAUGCAAGAGCUUGAGGAAACAACAUUAAUUGUUGUUAGUGUUGUUACUACGCUAUUAGGAGUAAUGGCUUGGUAUCAUGACAAAUAUUUUGUUAAGGAACCAACUCGUAAUUGGGAAUUGGAAAGGCGCAAUUUCCUUAACCGUCUAUACAGAGGAACCGAAAUUGAUUGCAUGGAGCAAUUAAGAGUUAGUAAAGGAGCAUUUUUUAAACUUUGUAGAAUUUUAGAAGAAAAAGGGAAAUUGGUCAAGACAAGAAAUGUUCCAACAACUGAAGCUGUGGCAAUGUUUUUGCAUAUCCUUGCUCACAACCUAAAAUAUAGAGUCAUACACUUUAACUACUUCCGAUCAAAAGAAACUGUGAGUAGACAAUUCAAUAAUGUCCUUAGAGCUGUUAUGAAAGUAAGCCGAGAUUAUUUGAAGUUUCACGACUAUAAUCUAGACGGCCUUGAGGCAAAUAAAUGGAAAUGGUUUGAGAAUUCAAUUGGAGCACUUGAUGGAACACAUAUUCCAGUAACAGUUGCUGCAGAAGAUAGGCCUAGAUACCGUAAUAGAAAGGGUGACAUAUCUACAAAUGUUUUAGGAGUUUGUGGUCCAGAUUUAAGGUUUAUCUAUGUGUUACCGGGGUGGGAAGGGUCUGCAGGAGAUUCUCGGGUAUUGCGAGAUGCUUUACGUCGUCAAAAUUGUCUUCGAAUUCCAAACGGUAAAUACUUUCUUGUGGAUGCGGGAUAUACAAAUGGUCCUGGAUUUUUAGCACCAUAUAGAGGGACUAGAUAUCAUCUCAAAGAGUGGGUUGGAAACACUCCUCAAAAUUACAAGGAAUUGUUUAAUCUUCGUCAUUCAAGUGCAAGGAAUGUAAUUGAAAGGUCAUUUGGGAUAUUGAAGAAAAGAUGGAGUAUAUUAAGAACUCCUUCUUUUUUUGAUAUAAAAACACAAAUUAGAAUUAUUAAUGCUUGUUUCAUAUUGCACAAUUUCAUAAUAGAUGAAAAACAAAGUGAUCAAUAUUUAGAGGCUCAAGACUUGGAUCUUUUAUCUAUUGUUGAUGAAGAGUUAACCAACCAACAAACAGAAAGAGGAACAACUAAUGGUGUAGAUGAGGUUGCAAGUGUUCAAGUGACUGAAGAGUGGACAACAUUUCGUGACACAUAUGCGAUGAAAAUGUUUGCUGAAUAUCAAGAGAGAAGAAACAUUUCUUAUGCUUAGUGGAUUUUAGAUUGAUUUUUCAUUAGGAGUUGUUAGUUUGUAUUUUUCAUUUUGCUGCUUUUGUUUGUUGAAUAUUAAGAGAGAAGAAUAUUUCUUAUGCUUAUGUUUGCUUCUUUUUAUAUGCAAUGAAAAUGAAUGUCUUAUAUAUUGUGUGGCUAUUUUUGAUUGAUAUCUUAUUAAUAUAU
Messenger RNA from Vicia villosa (hairy vetch), 1741 nucleotides. Its product is annotated as protein ALP1-like. The transcript is spliced from 4 exons. Lineage: Eukaryota; Viridiplantae; Streptophyta; Magnoliopsida; Fabales; Fabaceae. The record is from RefSeq and is a predicted model, not a curated record. Bases 303 to 1556 code for a protein of 417 amino acids.